CCACACAGAAAGGCCCCAGUCGGACUUGAACCCGGGACCUCCUUGCUGUGAGACAACAGUGCUAACAAUGUGUCAUUUGGACAUCCAACAGCUACAGCAGCGCGCUUCUCACCGCGCCUUGGAUGCCGUGUGACCAGUAGCACCGAGCGGAGAAAAGCGUCCAUCGCAGCGCCGUCCGUCCUCACACCAGCACAGCAAAAACAAAAACCCAAACGAUGACAUUCUUACAGAGACGACAGGAGCAAACAUUUAUUUGACAACUUCCGAUACCAACACCUUACCUUCGCCGCUCCCUCGCUGUAAGUGCCCCGCUCCAACUUCACACCCCCCACCCAGCCCGUCGGCCCUCCAGUCCAGCAGGACCAUGAUGCUCAGCAGCUCCGUGGAGGUGCCCAGCCCGGGUGGGAUGAGCGGCCUCAGCGGGUUGAGCGUGGCGGCCCGGAACGUGGUGCGCUCCUCCAGCAUCUCCGGGGCCAUGUACAACCUGGAGAAAAGUCCCGGCAGCGGGGGUCCAGACUCCGCGUCCCUGGCUGGCAACAAGAAGCGGCGCUCCAGUUUGGGGGCCAAGAUGGUGGCCAUAGUGGGGCUGUCGCAGUGGAGCAAGAGCACGCAGCAGCUCAACCAGCAAGACGGCGGAACGAAGAAGCUGCGCAGCACCAUCCGACGGAGCACGGAGACCGGCAUCGCGGUGGAGAUGAGGAACCGAGUGACACGGCAGGGCAGCAAGGACUCAACCGACGGCAGCACCAACUCAAACAGCUCCGACGGAACGUUUGUCUUCCCUACAACGCGCCUGGGGCCCGAGAGCCAGUUCAGCGACUUUCUGGACGGACUAGGCCCCGCUCAGAUCGUAGGCCGACAAACAUUAGCUACACCCCCCAUGGGGGAUGUUCAUGUAGGCAUGGUAGACAGAGGAGGGCAGCUGGAGGUGGAGGUCAACCAGGCCAGAGGGCUGAUCCCCAAACCCGGCUCCAAGAACAUACCAGCAACCUACGUGAAGGUGUAUGUUCUGGAGAACGGAGUGUGCUUGGCCAAGAAGAAAACCAAAGUAGUGAAAAGGAAUCUGGACCCCACCUACCAGCAGGCUCUGUUGUUUGAUGAGAGUCCUCAGGGCAAAGUCCUACAGGUAAUAGUGUGGGGGGAUUAUGGGCGUAUGGACCACAAGUGCUUCAUGGGAAUGGCCCAGAUCCUCCUGGAGGACUUGGACCUGUCUGCCACAGUCAGCGGCUGGUACAAGCUGUUCCCUACCUCCUCUCUGGCAGACCCCAGCAUCGGACCCCUCACCAGACGUCUCUCCCAGUCCUCCCUGGAGAGCGCCACCAGCCCCUCGUGCACCUAGACACCCAGGAGACACCCACACAUGCACGAGCACAGGCAGAGUCAUGCAUACACAGACACACGUACUGUAAAUACACAACGACUGUAUUUGAUGCGCAAGACAGGUACACACACACACACACACACCUACACCCACGUGCAUCUGUGCAGGAAAAACACACUUGACAUAUACUUUCGAAUACCCAAUCUCAUUCCCAUUCACACACACCUUUACCGGACAGUUUUCUCUCUCGUCACAUUCAAAAGCGAUUCGUCAUCCAGACGCCAUUUACCUGAACAUGUAGCAUUUUUCCACUCACCCGUUUCUGCAUCUCACACCACGAAAACCAGGAUUCACCGGGUGCCAUGUUCUGCAUUCCAACUCACCAGAUUUCCGUGGCACGCCUCAUCCUGGUGCCAGUUUCUAAACUCUCUAUGCCAAACUAAGAAAAAAAACUUUAUUUUUUAAAACCAAAGCAAUUGUUAUCGUUGUUAUUAUUACUAUAAGUCGUAAGUGAACUAGUAUACAACAUAAAGUAUGGAUAUGUAGCAGAGUCGAUGACUUAGAUGUAAUGCAAAAAAAAAAAAAGAAGUUACAUUCUACACACACGAGCUGAGGACGGUAGGUAGGCGUAACACACAUGAACAUACCCGGCUAACAGGCUCGGAUAUUCACAUAAUGGCUAUUAUGUGAGGUAGCAACACUGCUAUUCUAUAAUUUUCACAGGGCAGAGUUUAUAUAUAGAUAUAUAUGUAUAUAUAUAUAUCUAAAUAGAUAGUUAAUUAAAUACUUAUUUGUGUUAAUAAAUGUAUCGGCUGCAUUCUGCAUGUUUGCUUGCAAGACAUUUUAAACCGCUUAAAUCUUUUCAUUUAGCUUGACCAAUGUAACAGGAGUAUAGUGGCUCUUUAUUUGCGCUCCUGAUUAAAGAGCACUGCACUGAGUUAGUGAGAAGGAUGGGACUUUGUUGACAGGGCGGCUAUCAUCGCUAUCUGCGGACGAAGAGAACAAAUUAGUCAGCCAGCUGCACAUUCGCUGAUGAACACAUUUCUGAUCCCGCCUUCAUCCGUCAAAGUAUCAGACUGUCGCCGCAGGGCGGUUUGCACAAAGUGCGUUGGGGGAGAUGUGACCACUUCUAGUCUGGGGCUCGUGUGUUUUCCUCAGUCUCUGUCUCUACCAGCACCUGGACUUGUUAGGACUUCUUCUUCGUGUUGCUUUCCCCAUUUUUGUGUUGGAUGAAGGAUGGUGGCGUGCGUGCCUCUGCCUCUCUACUUCUGGCCAGACACACACACGUGCAAACACGCACACAACUGGUGUCAAUAUUUAACCCUCUUAUUUUGUCUUUGUUUACUCCUCUUUGAACUAAACCUAUUGUACACAUGUAUUUAGUUUCAGAUUUUUCUUUUUGAUAUAUUAUGCCAGUAUUAUUUUAUUAACAAAUGCCAUAUGUGGUAGUUUUACAUGUUAUAGACACAGAUGACAACAAAUCGUUCAGCUUUCUUAUAUUACAUCUCUUGUGUGUUUGCAUUUAGCUGAGCACUUUAUUGUAAAAAAACAAUAUGUAUUUGAUUUCCUAACUUGCAGUGGUUGACCACUUGUUAAUUUAUUGCCACUUUAGUUCAGUCACACUGCUUUGCACAUUUUGGAAUAUUCGAGGUCCAGCAUGAAAAUGUAACUCCAGUGUAUUUUGAUUUUCGCCAUAAAGGCUCACCAGAGCAGCUGAAACAGGCUCAGGUGCCGUUUUCUGAUCAAAUCAUAAAAUCUCACAAUCCCAAUUCCAAGAUGAUGUCACGUCAGUGGCGUUUUAAUCUGCGUUGAGACCAACACCGAGUCCUUUUACACGGAUAAAGACGCUAAUUGCUGUCGUAUUUCAGUAGUGUAAACAGCUGACAGUCUCGAGCCUCAGGCUACUAAACGCUUGUAUGCGUUUACGAGCUCACAUUCUGUUUUAUCGCCACCAUGUGUUCGCUUUAUCUUUCUGCAAAAAAGGGAAAGUUUCUUCCCCCGCACUUCAGACACAACACAUUUCUGCGCUCUUUGAACUUUGGGUAAAGGGGUCCCUGGCAUUAUUGAACCUUAGGGAGGAGCAUAGCGGCCGAUCUUGACCCUCCGGCCGUGUACACAACCUUUUUCAGAAGUACCAUCGAGGUCUGGGUUCCAAUUUGAUUUUAUGUUUUGGAGCUUUUCUUUGCUGGAUCUGUACUUGUAUGGUCACGUAUAUGAAGUAAGUUUAUGUACCUUGUUGAUUUCUAUCUAUCUAUUUUUUUUGUGGACAGCUGGUACAGUGUAAAAAUAAGGACUGUCGGUAUUUGCACACGUUCUCAGGUGUGCACAAAAAAGUUUGGUUGACAAAAAAAAAAUUACACAGAAAGUAAAAAAAUUACAGUUUUUAGACUUGUAUAACCUCCCUGCUGAAUGUUCAGUCCUUGGUAAACUAUAAAAAAUACUGGUAAUAUUUUUCCUUGUAUGAGACCGUUUGUCUCCCUUUGCUGUAUACUGAUUAACCCCAAAAUAUAAGCAGUUUUAACUAUUUAAAGUAGGGAGAGGGAUAAUGCAAAGAGAUGUAUGAAUAUCUUAUGAGUUUUAUUUAUGGCAGGCACAGAGCAUUCGCCAAAUUUGUCCAAAUCCUUUGAUUCUUGCUACCAAAUGGAGAAGUUUAAAUAUUGCCUUUCCGCAGAGUGUAGUGUGGGUGUGUGUCGUUAAAUGAGGUGCAUUUAUUGUACUGUGUGAAGCGUAACGAGUGGCAGGGUAGAAAGGUGUAAAUGAGUGACAGAGAGAUUUAAAUGUGUACAUAUUGAUUGAAAAAACUGAUUGAAAACUAGGGACCACAAUGUAGAGAUGGAGUGCCGACCCUUCCGGUGCACACAGUGACAAUUAGUCCUGAUGGUAUCACGUUUUUAUUGCCAUCCAGUCUUUCUAAUUACGUAUUUUGACUCUUUUAUGACUAGUUUUCAUUAAGAAACAUUUCAGUUCACAGUUAUUCGAUAAAUUCACAGUACAAUUCAAAUGGCAUCCAAAACCGUUACCGUACAUAUGUUUUUUGAUUUGUUAUUUUUUGAAAUAAGUUCCCAUGUUGGUCAACCGGAAGGGGCGGAGCUUCGUCUGUCUGAGGAGAAUCUAAGGAUCAGGGUUUUUAGAUAUGAACUUCAUAAUUUUUUCCUAUUAUCAUGACUUCUAUCAUAGAUUAGCAAAAAAAAUCACAUAUUUGUCACGCAUUGUCUCACACAGGGUCAUUUUAUUUAUUUGGACCCAGAGUCUGCUAUUUUGAGAAGGUGUAGAUGGGAGAAUAAAGGGAGUUGAAGCCUCAUGAGCAGCAGGUUUGACGAUGGCAGGACAGAGUAGCAGCAGCAGGUUGUUAGGGUCUUCAUGGCUUUUGUGGAGCUGAGCAAUGUGUAAAUGUUUUUAAAUGUGUUGGUAGGUGCAUGGCGCAGAUGGAUAAUUGUUGGGUCCUCUGAAGUGCUGAUUACAGAUGUUAAAGAGGAGUUCAUUCAGAACAGGUUGGAAACUUAAUGGCCAAUUCCUGCCCUCUGCUGUUUAAUUCUGGGUCUGUCAUGUUAUGUCCUCAACUCUGAUUAAAACAGAGCGACCCCUCAUGGACAAAUUAGGAACAGCAGUUCAUUUUAUUACACUUCAGUGUAAUUUUCGCACUUUGGGCCUAGAGUGGACCCUCUGGCGGCCCGGUUUUGGCCCCCAGACCUCAUGUUUGAGACCCCUAAAGUGGAGCCUCAGAUUGGCAAGGGUUGCAUAGUUGGAGUUACGGCCUAUUUAAGGUGCUGCAUUGGUGCCCUGUUACGUAGCUCUGUAGAUCUGUGAAGAUUUAAGGAAAUCAACAUGGCCUUGGUGACGACAUUUUGUGUAGAUCGAACGUUGGCUUCAUUGAAACAGGAACAACUAGAGCUGAGUUAAGCACAGGAGGCGCAUUGUGGAUCCUAGGAUUGUGGAUGCAUAUUAAAAGCUCACUCCACUCCAGAACAAAGAAGCUGCUUGUUUUGUCUUCUUUUUUUUUUUUUUUUGGCCGGGGCUAAGUUAAAGCUAGAGCUCCUUGAACGAACUCCUUGGUCGUUCGCAUGUUUUUGACGCUGCCUUCAAGUGACAGCGGAAGUGGUACAACGAGUAGAGUAGUAGAGUUAGGUCCACUGGUCUCGGCAUAGCACCAACACAGCACCAUAGCAGCAGUAGCAUGUUAGCGUGGCUCAGCUGACAUCUGAAUGACAAGGCUGUGGACGCCUUAGAAUGUAAACCCCAUAAAGUUGCUUGUUGCUACCGUUUUAAACCUAAUUUUAUGGUGUGCAAAAAAAAAAAGUACAUCUUCAGUCAACUUGAAUCAUCUUGGGUACUUAAGCGUAUUUUAUUUUUGUAAGGACAGAGAUAUUAUUCAGAGACGGAGGAAAGAGAGCCAGAGAUUUUCUUUUUUUUUCUCCAAAAAUGAGGGCUUGUUCAGUUUACAAUGGCCUUAUUUUGUGUAGGAGACAUUGCUUCACUAUUGUAGCACACAACCGAAAGUUUUGACAAAGUGUAUUUUGCUCGGAAUAUUGUACUGACGUUAUAUAUGUGUAUAUGUAUAGUUUUAUGAAUGUAUUUCUAAACCCUUACACCAGAACGAAGAGUGCAAUCUUUUUGUCAUCUUGUUUGCUAUAUCGUCUCUUUGAAGACUUUUUCCGGGGGGCCUCGCCUGCAUCGGUUUCGGGCAACCCCCCCCCCUCACUUUGACUGUACUGUAUAUUGUAUGUCUUAUUAUUAUUGUUUUAAAAGAACAGCUCUGUGUUUUGAGACUAGCAUGAAAUCUGUCUGGCGAAAUGCAUUUUUAUUUAUUUAAAUCGCCACGAGCAGAGGAUUGCUACCCCCUCCCCCCUUAACAAAUUUACGACUGAUCUAUCACGUUGAUGAAAAUGUUAUAUUUGUACUUUGAGCUAGGAAACGUUUGCCGCAUGGUUUCUCUGAGGAUUUUCUUGUAUUUAACCUUUACGAUAUUAACCACCAAGGGACAGCGAUGAGGGAGAUUUGACCCAGUACGAUAUCAAAAAUGCUGUAUCUUAAAGUAGCAUGGACUUACGAGCCUUACAGUUUCUGAAUCUUCUGGCAAUAACCAUUGGCUGUAGCAUCUACUGUUGCCGGGGCUCUCACCCUUGUCCUAUUUCUCAUACCCUGACGACACAAAGUGGAAUCACAUUUUCAAGCACUAGAAGCAAUUUAGACUCAACGGAGCAUGCGAUGCAUUGUGAAUAAUGACUGUAUGACACGAGAAACGACGUUUUUGUUCUUUUACUUUUCUUUAUUGUCCCCCAAAAAAGCAUGCAUCCCAUACGUGUGUGUUUUGCCACUGUGGCAGCUGUUAACCAGAUGAAACAAACAUCACUGCUGAGCGGAUGGCCACAUUUUGAGUUUUUGCCGCUGGAUGCGCCACUUCGUCAUCGUCCAUGUCUGUAAAUGUCGGUAAUCACAGCACAAGUUUCCUGCAUUCUGUCCUUUUUUUUUUUUUUUAGCUGUCUCUCAGACUAUACUAAGGCCGUGGUAGCUCCCCUCCCCGCUGUCAAGACAACCUUCAUCUUAUCAAGCCCAGCCAAGCACAAAAUACAACCUAGAGAUUGAUUUAAAAAUACUUAAUGGACCACGCUGACUUUUCCAAGCACAUGCAGUAGACUGAUGCCUUGGAAUCAAACACCUGAACAUCUAGUAAGACGAACAAAUCCCUCAGCCCAGUUCAAUUGGAUCGCUGGCGUUGGUAAAUUCGCGGUUGUCUUUUCUCCGACUGGCCUUAAACUUUCCACCGAGGAGUGUUCACAGUGUACGUUUCAGCAGGCAGAGCGUAGCAGACCGUCUGAUGUAAAGGACGCAGUGUGUGGGCGAAGAAGUAUAAAGGGAGCUGUAAUUUUCUACCUGUGCUUUGUAAAUGUUUUCUAUGUGCAGUAUUUGAUAAUGUAAAACUGGUAUUUUUGUGGUUUGUACGCUGCAAAAUUGAUUACUUAAGGUGCACGUAGUUUUGUAAGAAAAUAGAACCAAACUGAGGUAAAAAAAAAAAAAAUAAAAAAAAAAGAUAAAAAAUAAAAAAAAAGUAUUUGGGAUUCAGAAGCCUGUAUUUGCAUGCCCUUUGACAUCUGGACGCAAAGUCAAUAAAGUUUAUUUGAAUCACAAA
Messenger RNA from Mugil cephalus (flathead mullet), 7448 nucleotides. RefSeq names its product regulating synaptic membrane exocytosis 3 (gene rims3). Lineage: Eukaryota; Metazoa; Chordata; Actinopteri; Mugiliformes; Mugilidae. The record is from RefSeq and is a predicted model, not a curated record. Gene Ontology annotation, cellular component: cytoskeleton of presynaptic active zone; presynaptic membrane. Bases 365 to 1339 code for a protein of 324 amino acids. The transcript is spliced from 8 exons. Gene Ontology annotation, molecular function: transmembrane transporter binding; small GTPase binding. Gene Ontology annotation, biological process: regulation of membrane potential; regulation of synaptic plasticity; positive regulation of synaptic transmission.